UUCUGGCGUUUUUCGUGCAGCGACGACGACACUUUCUGCAACACACUGAUAUACAUAAUACAGAACGGCGCAGAGAGGCAUAUAACUAUAUAGAGAUACGAGUCGAUCGUUGUACUACGCACCAAAGCUGCUCCGAACUGAGUGCAGCGUAUCAGACCGUAUUAUAUACAUACGUGCUGAGUCGCGAGUCGAGAAAAAGAGAGCGAGAAACGAGUAGUUAUAGGCCCUCCUCAUUGCGCAAAGUCUGCCAGAGAGAGCGCGCCGCAUCGGCGAGUAGUGCGUUUUCUUGCGAUAUACGUAACCGACCAUUAUCUAUUUCUCUUAUCGCUCGUUCAAAAACGGAUUUCUUCUACCUCCCCGAGUCUCCGAUUAGCCGACUACACAGCCGACUAUUAGCGGCGGAUCAUCAUAACAUCGCGCACAUAUACAGCCAAUAGCUUACAAUUCAAUGCGUAUUCAUAUGUGUGCGUGUGCGUGUACGACACCUACAUACGUUGCAAAGUAGUAGUCGGUGUGCGCUUACAUAUAUCUGCGAGCGAACUAUAAGCCAGAGCGCUAAGCAGGCGCAGCAUAUUUCGGUGAAGUAGCGUCGUGUGGUGGUAGUGGUGUGCAACUCCGACUCGUGCUCAAGAGAGAGAAAGAGAGAGAGAGAGAGAGAGACGGCAUCGCGCGCGCGGUAUAUAGUGCUUGUUUUGAGUUGCCAGCAGCAGCAGCAGCAGUAGCGGCGCCAGUAGGUAGCAGAUAGCGCGUCUUGAUCGAUCAUCAGUUUCUGUGCUGUGUGUGAUAUUUUAUCAACGACGAGAGAAACCUCUUUUUGCGCAGAGCUAUAUAAUAUACAUUAGGAUGUCGGCCGAGACCAAGAGUGAAAACAACAGCAGCGCGGCCCCGGUCGCGCUCGACGAUGGCGUCGAUAAGAAGGAGGAAGUUCAGGAUGAAAAGCCAGUGACCAAAGGCAGACGAGGCACCAAAAGGUUAUCAACCUUAGAAAAGACAGCCCAAGAAGCCAAUAUGAUCAUAAAGGACUUGAAUUCAUCUGGCCCCGAAGUAGAAGGAAGAAGGCGCACACGCAGUUCAGCUCGCGGUAUUGUCACACCGGUUGUUCCAUCGCCUCCUAAAAAAGAGAAAAAAGAGCCUAAACCCAGCACUGGUCGUGGUCGUGGCAGGCCGAAGAAAACCAAUGAGAAUGAUGAAGAAAAUGACAAAUCUUCAAACAAUAAAGCCAACAAUGAUAAGAAAGAAGAUUCCAAAAUGGAGGUAGACGAAGAAGCUAAUGACAAAGAAGAUGCCAAAGCUAAUAACGAAAAUAAAAAAGACAGCAAAGAUGAUUCGACGAAAGAAGAUAAAAAAGAUGAAACGUCUAAUAACGUAAAGGCCGAUAAAAAUGAAAAAUCAGAAAAUAAUACCAACGAUUCUAAGACCAAUGCUGUCCAUGAAUUUGAGUCGGGAGCCAAAAAAGAUGAAACAACUAAAACUAACUCCGAUAGCACGACAGAAUCGAGUAAAGACAAGCUCGAUGGAGCAACUAUAGGCAAACCAGCUACUGAAAAUUCUGCCAGUGACAGUGCGCCAGCUGUCUCUGAGAAGAAAGAAUAAUUAUGAUUAUGAACCACGUAUCAAGUACAUCUCUUUCCAUGUAAGGAUUAGAACUUAAUGGUUCUUUGAUGACUGUUUUUUUGAUAGUAGACGCAGAAUAAAUUGUCUACAGAAAAAUUGAAUUUUUCUUACAGCAAGUACCAGAUGUUAGGCUUAAAAAUUCAGCCCUUCUGUUUAUUUUAAGUGAUUGACAGUGACUUGUUAUUUGUCUGACUAAUCAGCGCAUCACAGUCAAAUUCCGCUUGCAAUGGAAUAGAGAAAAAUAUUUUCGACGUUUCUCAUUAGUGAAGAACGUUAACUUAGCAAGAGUAAUGAUUUAUUUUUAGAGAUUUGAUAAGGAUAAAGUUGAGUUCUGAAGUAAUUUUAUUGUUUAAAAUAAGUUUUUUAAAUAUAUGCAUCACAACUAAA
Trichogramma pretiosum is the source of this 2001-nucleotide messenger RNA. Its product is annotated as cylicin-2-like. The coding region runs from base 844 to 1593 and encodes 249 amino acids. The record is from RefSeq and is a predicted model, not a curated record. NCBI's taxonomy places the organism in Eukaryota, Metazoa, Arthropoda, Insecta, Hymenoptera, Trichogrammatidae. The transcript has 5 exons.